Molecule: messenger RNA, 786 nt
Organism: Macadamia integrifolia
Lineage: Eukaryota; Viridiplantae; Streptophyta; Magnoliopsida; Proteales; Proteaceae
Exons: 3
Coding region: 205-645 (146 amino acids)
Source: RefSeq, a predicted model, not a curated record
CGAAGAUAUUUCCUCCAUGCCUCAACUAACGAGUCUGGUCCGACGCGGGAGAAAAAGAAAACCACCGUAGCAGCCUUUUUAUAAACCGGAAAAGCUCACAACAAAACCGCUUCGAAACCUGAAAACAUCAACUUCUCCAUUCUCCUGAGUCCUCAAAGCGGUUUUUCUUCCCCCGAAUACUUUCAAAGCGGUUUUCCGGUGCUAAUGGAGUGGAAAGAGGCGUUAGAUCUUGAAGGUUUAUGGACGAACGAGAAGCACUUGAAGUUCCUGAACUCCAUAGAAGCCAUGUUUGUUCACACAGUGCUAGAGAAUGGCGGCCUAACGUACACCACUGCUUUCCAUCUUCCCCUCGACCGUUACCUUCCUGACAGAUCCGACUCAACAAGCGAUCUGCAAAUUCAUAAAAAUAGCAAAAGAAAACGAGUGUAUUUCCCAGGUGGUGUUGACGUUGGGAUGAAAAAAAGUAACAAAAGACGGCCACGGCAGCCUUGCGAUGAAUCGGAAGAUCAUAAUGACUGCUACGAUCAGGUGGUCCCGCAGCUUGGAAACAUGAAAGCUGAUAAGAUUGAGAGUAGCGAUGUGGAAGUAGAAGUCGCCGUUGCGCCCACAGAUGAAGAAAUUCAGAGUCACCGGAAGACAAGUUAGAAAGUAAAAAAAGAAUUCUAGUUAGGACAUUAUCUUUAGAUUUUUCUCCAUGAGUUCUUUUGCUUUCACCCUCUGGUUAGAUAUUUAUUGUAAAUCCUUCCUCUUGUCAUUAUUAACGAAAGUUGCAUAAUAUUUUCGUCA